AUGGAAAAACCAUGUACAAUUGAUAGAUUUUUUAAAAGAAAAAAUGCAAGUUUCUCAGAAGUCAAUGCUGACAAUACAUCAUUGCCAACUUCCAAUGUUAAUAUCCUUGAAAAACCUCCCAUAAAAUCUCAAAAGAUUGAUGUUAAAGAAAUUGAUAUUGGUUCAUUAGAGCGAGAUCUUAGAUUACGUAUACAGAUUUGGGAUUAUCAUGUUAAUCAACGUGAUGAAAUUCGACGAGCUUAUAUUAAGGCUGGUCCAUACCAACCUAUACUUUCAAAGUAUCCGAAAUCUGGAUCAACAACUCAUCUUCGUAGCUUUCAACUGUCAUGGUUCAAACUAUUUCCAUCAUGGUUGGAAUAUUCACCUGCAAAAGAUGCAGCUUUUUGUUUACCAUACUUUCUUUUUUAUAAACCAUGUGGAUCUGGAUAUUAUGGGCAGCAAGCAUUCACUAUUGAUGGGUUUCAGAAUUGGAAAAAAGUUAGGGAUGGAGAAAAAUGUGCUUUUUUAAAUCAUAUAGGAAAAGAUCUUAAUUCUUUUCACAAUGUUGCCAAGAGAUCAUGUGAAGACUUGAUAAAUCAAUUUCAACAUAUACAAAAGGUAUUGGACAAUUUCACUUCUGAACAAAUUGUAGAUAAUCGAUUAAGACUGAAGGUCUCAAUUGAUACAAUCCGAUUGCUUGCAUUUCAAGGUUGUGCUUUUAGACAUCGUGAUGAAAGGCCAAAUUCAAUCAAUCGUGGAAAUUUUCUUCAAAUAGUGAAAUUGUUGGGAUCAUAUAAUGAUAAUGUUGCUAAAGUAUUGGAUAAAGCUCCGAAAAAUGCCUCUUACACAUCACCAAAGAUUCAAAAAGAAAUUUUACAUAUUUUUUCAAUCAAAGUGAAGAAUGCAAUUCGUGAAGAAAUUGGUGACGUGAAGUAUUGCAUAAUUGUUGAUGAAGCUCAUGAUGAGUCAAAGAAGGAGCAAAUGGCUAUAGUUUUGAGAUUCGUUGACAAAGAUGGUUUUGUGAGAGAGCGUUUUUUUGGGCUUAUUCAUGUCUCUAACACUACUGCAUCAACCCUAAAAGAUGGAAUAUAUUCUGUAUUGUCUCAUCAAAAUUUAGAUAUUCAGAAUAUUCGAGGACAAGGAUACGAUGGUGCAAGCAAUAUGCAAGGUGAGUGGAAAGGAUUGCAAGCAUUAGUUUUGAAUGAUUGUCCAUAUGCUUAUUAUAUUCAUUGUUUUGCACAUCAUUUGCAGUUGGCUUUAGUGGCAACAUCGAAAGAUGUUAUCCCAAUUCAUAAAUUUUUUCUUAAAUUGGCUUUUGUUGUCAAUAUUGUUGGUGCCUCAUGCAAGCGCAAUGAUGAAUUGAAAGUUGGGCAAGCUGCUGAAAUUGAACAUAUGAUUGACAUUGAUGAGCUCGAGACUGCAAAGGGACUUAACCAGAUUGGCACUUUACAACGAGCUGGAGAUACUCGUUGGAGUUCUCACUUCAAGUCAGUUUCAAGCUUAAUAAAAAUAUUCAGUCCAACAUGUGAAGUUCUUCUUAACAUCAUUAAUGAAGGAGCGACUUCUGCCCAACGAGGAGAUGCAAACUCAGCUUAUGAAAUAUUGACUUCAUUUGAAUUUGUCUUUAUUUUGCAUCUCAUGAAAGAAAUGUUGGAGAUCACUGAUUUACUUUGUCACGCUUUGCAAUGCCAAUCUCAAGACAUCUUAAAUGCAAUGAAUCUAGUUUCAUCUACCAAAGCACUUCUGCAAAAGUUUAGAGAUGACAAAUGGGAUGCUUUACUAGCCAAUGUGCAAUCAUUUUGCGAGGUACGUAACAUAGAUGUCCCGAAUAUGAAUGCUCCUUAUAUUAGGAGAAGAGGUCGAGCUCGUGAUCAUCAAGAUGACUUUACAGUUGAGCAUUAUUAUCGAGUAGAUAUUUUUUAUGCUGCAAUAGAUUCUCAACUACAAGAAUUAAAUGGAUGGUUCAGUGAACAUGCAGUAGAGUUGCUUAAUCUUAGCUCAGCUCUAGAUCCUCGAGAUAUGUCUGAAACUUUGAGAAUCGACGAUAUUUGUCAGUUAGUAGAAAAUUUUUAUCUGCAAGACUUCAAAGAUCAAGAGAAAAUACAGUUGAGAAUGCAACUUCACCAUUACGAGCAUAAUGUAGUUCAGCAUGUAGAUUACAAAAAAUUGUCUACUAUUUCUGAAUUGUGUCAGUGGUUGGUAAGGACAAACAAAUCUACGAUCUAUCAACUUGUUUAUAGAGUGAUUACACUUGUUCUUACUCUUCCAGUUUCUACUGCAACUACGGAGCGAUCAUUUUCAGCCAUGAAAAUUGUCAAAAGUAGACUUCGCAACAAAAUAGAAGAUGAAUUUCUUACAGACUCUUUGCUUGUGUACAUUGAAAAGGAAAUUGCUGAAAAUUUUACCACAGAGUCAAUCAUUGAAGACUUUCGAGAUAUGAAAGACGUCGAGUUCCACUUUAAUAGAUAA
Camellia sinensis is the source of this 2448-nucleotide messenger RNA. RefSeq lists its product as uncharacterized. Lineage: Eukaryota; Viridiplantae; Streptophyta; Magnoliopsida; Ericales; Theaceae. The record is from RefSeq and is a predicted model, not a curated record.